Messenger RNA from Protopolystoma xenopodis, 531 nucleotides. The record is from the annotation of a GenBank genome assembly. NCBI's taxonomy places the organism in Eukaryota, Metazoa, Platyhelminthes, Monogenea, Polystomatidea, Polystomatidae.
AUGCAAAACAAGUUGCCAAUUUCACGACAGAAUGACAACCGGCUUCAUCGCUCGACUCCAUCGACCGAAGUGACCGGGAUUCGCGUCUUGGGUCGCCGGUACGGCCAGGAGCUGCAUUUUGUAGACUCUGAUAGAUUCUGGAACCCACUAAUUUACAUUGACAAUAUCCUGACCGAGACGAAGGAGGCACAAUGGUUGAUGGCCCAGCGAGAUGAAAAUGAUGAGGUCUACCUGAUCGAGAGACAUCGUGUGAAAGGCGUCUUCCUGGAGACUCUGGAACUAAACGAUUUUCCCUUGGAUGUGCAAACACUGCCGUCUUUUUUUUUGGCGCUCCCUACGAAACUUUUCUUCACACCCCUUCACACCGAGAUUUCAAAUGAGUCAUCAAAACCCAACGUCUCUUCAGGUAUACCAUUUUGCAGACGAAGACUCGGUUGGUAUGCCGCAAAUUUCGACCGUCCAGACGACGAAUUGCCCAUGCACAUGUCCACUCGACAAAUUGUCAUCUUUGUUCAAUUUCUGGAGAAGUAG